AAGCCUUCAUGUAAUACUCCACAUUAAACUAACCACAAUACGAAUAUUAAUAGUAAUAACCAAUUAAACAUAUGAUAAUCUUCUUAAUAGUCAUUAUUAAAGGAAACUAGAUCAAACCAACCUUGUUGUAACACGAUUUUAAGUGUUGAUGAUGAGGUUUUUAAUUAAAAAUCUCUAUAAUUGCUUUUGGGUUAGCAAGGAAUGAAUGUAGACAUAGUAUAAAUAUUAUUAUGUUAAGAUAGGUAUUUAAUGGCAGAUAAGCAAUCGAGAAAGUAUAAAAUCCUUCUAAAUGUUGUCUUACAUGCCAAUCACGGACGGAUGGAAAAAAACAAAGAAAUUAAGAGAAAUGAUGCAAAAUCAAUAAUUGCAUAUACUUCAUAAACCACUUGACAUCUAAAAAUUUUAAUAAAUUUUAACUAAACUUUCUUAUUAUCUGAUUUCUAAUAAUGUUAAUUUAAAGUACAUGUAAAAACCAAGUUAUAUGGUAUUUAUAGUUGUUUACCCAUUAGUUUGUAAUGAAUAGAAUGAAAUGA
Messenger RNA from Paramecium octaurelia, 533 nucleotides. The record is from the annotation of a GenBank genome assembly. Lineage: Eukaryota; Ciliophora; Oligohymenophorea; Peniculida; Parameciidae.